AUGGGCUAUCCCCGCGAGGAACGCAUACACGUCAUCGAAACAUCGUUCGCAACCGCAUCUGGUGCGGCCAGCGGGGCUCCGUUUUGUUUCCAGAAGCACGUUUGGCGGGUGCAGGCUCUUAAUGAUGUGACCUAUGUGCUGAGUAAGAAAAACAGACUGGCGCAUCGUUUGGUCGCGCUCUACUGCGAUCGGAUGAUUCUGGCGCUCCGCUCCAAGUACAAGGAGUGGAGCUCUCGGAAUUCUGUCGUCAACGCACUGCCUGAGGCCUACUCGAUUUUGCUAGAGGCUACUCCAUCGUGGGACCCGAACCCUGUUGGGUUCCCUCUCUACAAUCAAUACCUCGACGACGAUUGGUACGAUACCCGCACAAUCGAGCGGCUCAGGGAAACAGCCCAUAAGGUCCUGAAGUUCCUGUCACAACACGACCUGGACAGAUAUGUCGAGAUGCCCUCCAUUGCCUCCCUGGUCGCCCGCCUCACCUCCCUUUUUGCCGAAGAAGUCCAAGCAGAUAGGUGGGAAACACGAAAGCACACCAUCAUUACCACUCUGGAGGAUCUGCGCAAGUUCAUUCGCAUUCUACCGCCAUCCGGAGAGGAGGAGCUUUUCCGCGCUUGGUCGACCCUCCGACGUGCUAUCGAAUUCAUCAGGAACCCGUUGGAGCUGAAGGAUCCAUAUAUCUACGACUCCAGUAACCGCGAUGACACAGGUCCCGACGAAUUCACGUGGUUCGUCGACGGAGAUGAAAUACCCGGGAACAUGGCAGACGUGUUCAAAAUAGACCUAUUUUUUGGUGCGAGCGAGGCAGCGUUCUAUCGACAUCCAUGUCGGCGUGCCGAUUGUGACGGCCCUUGGAGACGUUAUGAUCGAGAUCCAUUCAAUGACGCUUCGAGCGUAUGGAAGGCUUUAUACGAGGCAGAUUCAGAGGGCGUCGUCCUUCCUCUGUGGGGUUGCCUCCAUCACGGGUUGAUCGCACCUUGGACGCUUGGGUCAAUAGCCGAAUAUCUUACGAAGCGUCCCGACGCCGAUCGCCUCCUCCUGCUCAUCAAGAUGGCACGGUGCAUUAAUUGGCUUCACAGAAAGAAUGUAGUACACGGCAGGAUAAAGGAGACCGCGUUUCAAAUCAUAGAAGAGGACGAAGAGCCCAAGGUUUAUAUCACCAAAUUCUACGAUGCCCGAACCCUCAGAUAUUCGGACGGAAAAGUCCGAUAUAGGUCGGCGGAGUACGACGACACUCAUUGGGUCGUUGCUCCGGAAUGCGGCUCAUCGAACAAGUACAUGUACGGCAAACCAGCCGAUAUCUGGCCCUUCGGCGGGCUGAUUAUGCUCGUGAUGGGAAAGCGUCUCCGUCUGCACGACUACAAACUCGCGAUGGCCCCUUAUCCCGGGGAGCGGAAGCUGCCAGAGAAACCUAUGGACGAAGCGGCUGUCGAACGGGGCAUGGACGAAGAAUUAUACGGCCUGUUUCUCGAUUGCUGGUCGUACGACCCGGCGUUCCGCCCGACCAUCGAACAGGUCAUACAGCGUCUGGAAGCCUGCCACUACCAAUGGUUGGCGAAACGCCGGCACGCCAAAGCAUAG
This is a messenger RNA of Punctularia strigosozonata HHB-11173 SS5, 1578 nucleotides long. RefSeq lists its product as uncharacterized. Lineage: Eukaryota; Fungi; Basidiomycota; Agaricomycetes; Corticiales; Punctulariaceae. The coding region runs from base 1 to 1578 and encodes 525 amino acids. Gene Ontology annotation, biological process: protein phosphorylation. The record is from RefSeq and is a predicted model, not a curated record. Gene Ontology annotation, molecular function: ATP binding; protein kinase activity. The transcript has 12 exons.